Molecule: messenger RNA, 937 nt
Organism: Leguminivora glycinivorella
Lineage: Eukaryota; Metazoa; Arthropoda; Insecta; Lepidoptera; Tortricidae
Exons: 3
Coding region: 126-680 (184 amino acids)
Molecular function (GO): nucleic acid binding; zinc ion binding
Source: RefSeq, a predicted model, not a curated record
CGACCGAGCAGUAUAUCUUCGAAUUAAAUAAAAUAGCCGCCAAAUGCGAGUUUGGAGACUUACGUGAUGGUUUAAUAUGUAGCAGGUUCAUCUGUGGUGUAAAAGAAGUGACCUUAUCGGAACGGAUGUUAAGAGAACCGGACAUUUCCCUAAAGAAAGCAAUCGACAUAUGCAAGUUAGCGGAGAUGUCUAAAUUGCAGGCAUUAAAUAUAAAAACAAAUAGUGGUGAACAGCAUGUACAUGAAGUUUCACAGGGCACUAAUCAAUCAGGAACAACAGCCUGUGACGUGCAUAUAGUAAAUAAACGUGGUAAUACCUCAACCGCUACAAACCGCCCGCGCCGGCCGCCUCACACACCGACGCGGUCGAACAUGCCCAGUGGUGCGCGAGAGCAUCAGACAUAUUAUCCCAGAUCUUCAUUUUCUACUCCUAACUCCAGAGAUAGGACAUUCAAUCGUUAUGGCAAUACAUCGCAGCGAGUGACGUCAAAUGAACCUCAAAGAACCUUUAACGGCUGUAGCAAUUGUGGUCAUGCACAUAGAAGGAUGGAGUGUCCCGCGUUCGGAGUACGGUGUAACAACUGCAAUCGGAUGAAUCACUAUGCGCGGAUGUGUCGAUCGUCGCGUCAAGUGUUUCAAAUAGAGGAGGACUCCACCGAUCAGGACAGUGCGACCUCCUGAUCGGUGGGGAUACCCCUACACGUCCAACGCGGUCAAUCGGGUCACGUGAGCCAUUUUUUUUUUCUUCUGAUAAUUUUCAUUAGCCUACCUAUAUCUUACACAAACUGUGUACGUAAUCAAUAAGAUUUGAAUAAAACAAUAGUUUUAUUAGUAUAAGUAAUCUGUAUUCGGAGAUGAUAAUACCUAAACUUUUUGUUUACGUCAUAAGAAAUUGCUAAAGUAAAUACUUAAAACUUAACAAUUACAUGUAUUUACCU